Messenger RNA from Porites evermanni, 11917 nucleotides. The record is from the annotation of a GenBank genome assembly. NCBI's taxonomy places the organism in Eukaryota, Metazoa, Cnidaria, Anthozoa, Scleractinia, Poritidae.
AUGGGAGUCAUUGUCUCCAAAGAAAAUCGAAAUCGGACUAAAAAAGUCCAGCAGACCGCCGCGGUUGUGUCAGCUCUCAAGACGGCUUCGAAGGACAACAAAGGGAAAGUCAGUCCCACUGUUAGCAACCAAAGCAAAGAUAGCCUGCUCGUUGAAAGACAAACACAGAAUAAUUCAAACGAGCUGCAAAACGCCAGGUUUUCCACAAGAGAUGAUGAUUUGGACAGAGAACACAUGGCAAGCAUGAAUCAUGACAAAACGUCGCUGUCGUAUGGUCUUCCAAAUUUGGGAAAUGCAGAUUCCUAUACCAGUGGCACGACAGGCUACUGGGACAAAAAUGACAAAUCUGCCGUUACUGUUCCAUACUUUGGCGCUUGGAAAAAUAGAGUAAGUGUUAAAAGCUAUGAAUUAAUUCACUGUUUAUCACAGGGCUGUCAACCCCCAACGUCUUCAAAUAUUGAGGAAUGAUAGAUGACGUUAGCCAGAGUCCCUCGCAGACGUUCUUACGGAUUCGUCACGCAAUCAUUCCUCUCCCACGAACGCGUGACGAACCCCUAAGAACGUUUGCGUGGGAGGCUCAGAUGACGUCAUAACGCACGGCACAUGACGUCCUUAGUGCAAAAAUACCAAUCACUCCGAUCGUCCAAAUUUGCGAUAAAGAUGUAGUUGGCAUUGUAACAUUUGACCUGAUUGGUUUACUUCCCACGAAGAGACCAAUCGCAUUACUAUUAUAAUAUUACAUUAUGGCACACCAGAGUUUUUGAGGAAACGAUCGAUGUUAACCUUUGAAUAGCCCAAACAAGGCAAAAUAGUUGACACUUUAUUGUCGGAAACUUGAGUCUACUGAAGAAAUGGCAAACUUCAGCAAUUAUCCGGGAGAUUUCAUACUAUAAUCUGGAGACCAGGAGAUACGAUCAAAAAUCUGGAGUUUCCUAUCCAGGAGAGUUGACAGCACUGUUAUCAUGCUUUCAAUACCUGGUGCUGGGGUGGUGGGGGGAGAGAGGGGGGAUGGCUGAGGGGCUUAGAGGGUAUAACCUCUGGUAGAGGAAGGCUGGUUGAGAGAUGGCAAUACACAUUUAAGAAUCGCAUAGGUAAAACAUGAAAAAGAAGAAGACAAGAGAGAACAAAGUAGGAGUCCUCAUGACACUCUCCAGUAAUGGACUCUCUUGUAAGCAGACAGUUCUUAUACUUAUGCAUGGCCACCUUCACAAAACCCCGUAAACUGCAAGCUCCAGUUACUGACACCUUUUUUGCCUCUCGAGGGUGUCCGCUUAUGAGAGCUCCCACUGUAUUCCCGGCUGGUGACCAAACCAGUUCCUAACCCUGCCUGGCGGGGGAUAACUUAAGUGCCACACUGAGUUUCAGAAGAAUUUGCAAGUUCAACUGUCAACUGUUGAACUGUUUAUUAAUUAUUGUAAAUUUUACAGAAAGCAAUAUCCCCUGCCAACAGUUAGCAGAUUAGCUAGUCGAGGUGAGCAGUGGUUAAUCUGGGCAUGCCAUGGCUCAGGCUUUAUUUGAUCCCUAAUAGAGACCAGGCUUUUCCAACUGUUGACUUGAACCAGACUGCAAAAAGCCAUCAACACUGAUGGGAAGAGAUGGUUUCCAGUUUAAAUUAAAUUGUUACAAUUACUGUAAAUUUGGGAGUGAUACUUUAAGACUAAUAAAAUAUAUUUCUAGAAGAUUGCAAAAUUUACAGACAUUACUGCGCUUUUCACAAACACAGGAACUCUAAAUUUCAAAAGCCGCCUUUGCAGUUGUAUUUUUUGCUGCUGUCAAUCAUAAUCUCAAGCACAACAAUAAACCUUUAAGAAACACACACAAACAGACGAAGCAGAUCGAAAUCCACCAAUCGCAAAUCAGAAAUGACAUGACCUUUUGGACCCAUUAAAGUAAAUUUCUGUUUUCUAAGAGGUCCGCUAUGAUGAUUGACAGCUGCAAAAAAUGCAAAUGUCAUUUGAACAUUAGGAUUCGCAUGUUUUUGAAAAGGGCAGUACUUUGUACAAGUUUGAUCGAUGGCUGAGAUAUGGUCAAUCAAAGACCAUGAAUUUUUGGAUUUUAGCAAGAUGUUGGUUUAUCUGUGUUUUUUUUUUUUUAAAUCAUUUUUGCAGAAAAAAGGAUAGGGAUACCUCUCACAAAGGAAGGGGAGCCACAGGCACCCCAGGACCCCCUAGCUUUGCCCUUGCCCUAAAAAAAUUUCUUUCAUCCCUUAUUAGGACAGUUCCUAUUGGCUAUUCCCAAUCUUGAAAGCAAGUGUUAAAAAUUUUGUAAUUAGUUUCUUUUUAAUUAGUUCUUUGUAGGUAGAGUAAUAAAUGUCUUGAAUAAAAUAAAUAAAUAAAUAAAAGUGUUAAAAAAUAAUUAUGAUUAAAAUUUAAAAUACUAAGAGUAACUUACAAUAACAUGAAUGAAUAAUGGUAAUAGGACUGAGUGGAGUCUAGUUCGGUCUGUAAUCAUAUGAGUGAUUAACAAAAAUCAAGUCCGAUUUGUUUAAUCGCGAGUAUGAUUACAAGGGUCAGUGAACAGCACUAGAUGUAUACCUUGAUGCGUCGCAUCUCAGUAUAUAUCCACCACUAUUCAUCUCCCCUUUGGAGGAUAGUUGUAUAUUAUUGAAGAAAAAUAGGAUCAGUUACAAAAAUAAACAGGGGAAAAUAACUUGUUAAGUCAAAAUAUGAUGAAGAAAAUAGGAUUAGUUGCAAAAUUAAACAGUGGAAAAUAAACUUGACCUCAAAUAAUUGUUUAUAAGCUACACUAUAUGUAAAUUUCAGACCUGAUGAAACAAACUGUAAUUUUUUAAUUCGUAUAAAGGAACUUCAAGCAAGUAGACAUGUGUAAAGAGGUGAUGGAGGUAAGGCUAGCUUUCUUAUUAGGCCCAUCAUAAUUAAAUUAUACUCUGAUAAAAACUUGAGCAAUAACAGUAAAUGACUGAAAUAUAUUCUCAUAAGUAUAUUAAGCAUAUCUACGUAUAUGUAUGCUCCCCCCUUCUUGUCAAAAACAAAAUGAACCUCGGAUUCAUGUUUAAAUUUAUGUAUUUAACUUAUUUUACAACCAAGAGUAAAGUCUAAUUGCUUGUAAACAAAUUAAAUUUCAUCACAAAAAAGUGCACAGAUAGGUGUAAAGAAUUAUCAUGCUAUUGAAAAUUAUAUAUAUAUUUUAUUUACUUUUCAAACAAGGUUGAAUAUGAAGAGCUGUGUUCUGUGUGCCAUGCAUACACGGGAGUUGAAGUUCACCCUUGCCGAGUUUGCAGCAAGGUUUUUCAUGAGCUGUGCUUAAAGAAGAAAGGCAAGUUGUAUGAUCAGUCUGAAUUGGAUGCAUUUAGGAAGGCAAACACNAAAACUGAAAGUGGGGGGGGUGUCAAAUGUUUUGGGAAAAAAAAAUGGUUUUUUAUGUUUUGUAUAAACAUAAAUAAAAAGACAAAACCCCAUAAAAACCUUUUGCACGCCAGGAAGGGACAAAAAAAAACAGGGGGGGGGGGGGGGGGAAAUACUCCAUAUUCCAAGAGUGACAAGAAUGAUCGAAUGGGAGCUGAAAUCAAAACCCAAAAAAAAUCCUUAGGGCUUCAAACAAAAAAUCCCUGGACCAAAUUUAACUCCCCCAAAAAUCCCAUGCCGAAUUUCCGAACCACAAAAAUUUCCAGAGGAACUAUGCAGCCAGGAUACACAGGAACUAUCACAAAUUUUCAGAUUGAAUACCCAAAAAAAUCCCUACUUAAAUAAAGCUACCCAAAAAAAUACUUGCCAAAAUUUUCCUACCUCAAAAAAUUCCGAAAUCAAAAAUUUCAAACCCUCAAAAAUCCUUAAUACCUCCCCCCUUCCCCCUCCCCAGGGUGCAAAAUAACUGUCAUUUCAGACUUCGUGCUUACGAGUAGUUUUUGUAUCAGUAAAUCUUUCACAAGUCUUGUACAUUUCGACAUUCCGAUACGUUCCUUUAUUUGCCGAUUGAUUCAUUUGACUUUGUUCUUUUGUUUUCCUUUAAUUAUGAAACAAUAACAAAAUCUACUUAAGUUCAUUUUUUACACAAAAGAGAAUGGUAGUUGAACAUGAAAAGCAUGAACAUGGACUGGAUAAGGAUGUUGUUGAAGCUCAUGAUAGUUUGGAUAAUGUCAGUUGUUCAAAGUUUCCAUAUCAUAGUUUUACCCAGAUCAUUUUUUAAAUGACCCAAUUUACUUCCAUGUGGGACAUAUGACCCACUUUGACUAAUUUCUGGAUUGAACACUGUGCAGGCUAGCUGUAAAGGGCCUAUUUAUAUUCCACGUUUGGCUAGGCUUACAACUGAGACAAAAUUAACUCUAGAAAUAAGGAAGAAUUUCCAUAAGUCCUUGUUGGUCUAUAUUCAUAUCAGGUUAAUUUUGAGCUAGGCUUUUUGUUUUUCAGGCUUUUGAGAAAUUUCUUAACAUAAUUAUAUCUCACAGGAAAGUUUGACAACCCUUCUAACAGAUGAAGAAAUGCAACAGUUGAUAGAAAAUUUUGAUAAACUAGAUAAAAAUCAAGGUAAUGACAUUUUAAUGUUACGCUAUUUACAAUUAGGGUUUUAAACUGAAUCCUUAUCCAAAGCAUUAGUGGUACUAGCCUCCAACGUAGAUGUCUUAGAACGCGUGACGAACCCCUAAGAGCGUCUGCGUGGGAGGCUAUAGCGGUACUAAUCCGCCGCCCAGUUAGGACAAGAGAGUUUUAGCAACGACGAUGGCGACGGCAACGAGAACGUCAAAACAGCAAUAAUAAUAUCACGUUUUAUAAAGGACGUAAAACAAGCGACGACGAAAUUUUCUUUCUCUUUCUAAACUUGGAAGCAGUCCCAAGAAAUCAACUCCAGGGAAAUUUGCCUACAUUAGACAUUUUCAGCGAAUUGAAAUAAACGCGACAAAGUUUGAAAAAACUCUAAUUCAUUUUAAAAGUGACGUUUUCGCUGCCGUCGCUUUCGUCGAUGCUAAAACUCCCUACAGUUAAGAGAACGCCGGUGUACCGAGUGGGAGGCCAUGGGUUCAAACCAACAUCCAGGGUCUUUAAAGAACUGGUGAGUUCAUGCUGGCUGUGAUUAAAGAUCUGAUCUCAGUUGAGAUGUUUGCGUCAUUAGGCAGUGACGUUAAGUCGUUGGCCUUGUCUUCUUCAUCCUUUCUUAUCAAUUGGAAAGGGACGUAAAUAACCCACACUGCUGUUCGAAAAGAGUAGGGGAAAUAAACCCCGGCGGUGUGGUAUAAAAAAGCGUACUAGUUUUUCAAGAUAGUUUUUCUCAUAAUCGUUUUUUAAGGCACGAAUAGCCUGGGACCAGGACCCGCAUUGGGGGAAAGGAGAAAAAAACCGACGUGGGCGAAAAAAAUCGGCGAGCCUUUUCCCCCUCCCCAGGCCACCACUCAGUUCGCUUCGUUCGCCGAUAUUUUUCCUAUUUAACCCCGUUUUUUUUCGUUUUUUCCCCACUGCGGAGCCUGGUCCCAGGCUAAAGGUUAAUUUCCACUAACGCGUUUUUGGCUACGCACGUUAACGAACGUAAAUUUUAAUCACGUAAAUAAAAUGGAGGCAAGAUAAAAGUGGUGAGCUUAAACGAGAAGUUGAGCGAGGUUCAACUUUUACGCUUUCGAGCGACCUUUCAUGCAUUACCCCUAUUUUAUUUGCGAACGUAAAUUUUACGCACGUAUGCACGUUAAAAUUAUGUGACACUGGAAAUCAACCCUAAGGCACGAAGCGCUCCAGACCUCUCGUUCAGUGUCCGUUUGCGCGUUCUUGACCUGCGCAAAAAACACGGACUGUUCUGCAAUCUAGCCAAUCAGAGUACAGCGUAACCUCUUACUUAACACUGCUUAAUACUUUAAUUUUAUUUCUAAUUUUAAUCUCAAGUUAAAAUACAAUUGAGAACAUUUUCGUCGUUGAUUCGUAAUAAUUGAAGGUUAAUCUUUUUCAGAUACCCAGAUUAAUGAAGAUGAAUACCUACGAUAUAAAACCGGAGAAUACAGAGAAAUACAUAACGAGAAAAUGCCAAGCUAUAUGGAAGAAGAGAUUAGGAAUGAGGUACUCUUGAUGAUUUUAUUUUCUCAAAGCGGUCUGUGAAAGUGAAGAGAACUUUCUACGAACAUAAAUGAUAAGGAUCAAACGAGAAAAAAUAAGAACCUUCAGUUUCGGUUUAGCCUUGACCACGAAGUCAGAGUUCGAUCAUGAAGAAAAGGAAAGUAUAAAUACAGUCGGACUACUACAGUACUGAAUUCGUAUUGUUUCAAAUCUUGUUGCUGCUAUUCUACCUCGUUGAAUUUGUCAAAUGUUGCCGUUUUUCUGGAGUUGAAUUUCAAAGGUGACUAUAUCCAAUUUUCAACCAGUUGAAAAUUCGACGUUUAGAUGUUCCGAACCACCUUAUUCGUACGAACAUUUAGUCGCCUAGCCGUUCAAAAAUUUGAACGCCAAAAUUGAGGUCAAAUUUUUAGCUGCCACGAUCGUACCCAGAUUUCUUGUCGACGAAGCCGAGGGCGAGUUCUGGUCAAAUCUGAUUUGUGCUCGUGAUUGUCUGUCAGGAAUGUGACAGACAAUGAAAGAGCCCAUUCUUGAAAUAAUUUCUCAAAAUGGGAGCCGUGUUUUGACGUGUUAAACAACGAAUUUGAUAGAGUUGUGAAGUUUUCUCUAGCAAAACGUGGUUAUACGAAGAGCUUAAGUAUGACCCAACUAAUUUGUUGCUGCUUGUAACAUCAACUUCAGCUCGGGAGUUAAUUAACUCUCUAACAAAACGUGGUUAUACGAAGAGCUUAAGUAUGACCCAACUAAUUUGUUGCUGUUUGUAACAUCAACUUCAGCUCGGGAGUUAAUUAAAAAUUUAUUAAUAAAGGCGCUGGCUUAAAGCUCAACUGAGCAGUACGCGUCAACUUCUAAGCGACAAUUUUCGUACCAUUUUCUGGAGUCUUAAUCUUGAUACCGAGAGAGCGUUCUAAAAAGUCUUUAAGGAUACGAUAAAAAUGAUUUUUCAAGUUAUAUUGAGACGGAAAACUACUUCUUCAGCAAAAAUAUUUAUUUAUCUCUACUGAUGACUUUGCAAAGAAUGCGCGCACGCGUCACGUCACGGCAUUCACGUCAUUCGCUCACAAUUAAUCUAGCCAAUCGAAAAUAUUGAAUUUUCUUACUUGACCAGAUCUCGCCCUCGGUUUUAUCAACAAGAACAAAAAACGUAUCAGUACUCCGAUGUCUUUUUUUUUGGCAGUUUAAACAAAUGGACAAGGAUCAAACAGGUACAAUUGAUUGGUGGGAAUUCCUAAAUCAUGAAGCUUUAAAGCGAAUCGGUGCAAACAGAAGUAAGGUAAGAAUAUUUUUCUUUCUGAUUUUCUAAGCAAUCAAUUGACAAAACAGUUUUCCAAGAAAUCAGUGAGUUUGCCCUUUACAAGUUCGCCCGGUAGUGAAUUAGCCCCCUAUUUUCCUGGCCCCGGUUGUUCAAACGUUGGAUAGUGAUAUCCAGCCGAUAAAUCACUAUCCAGCGGACAAUUGCAAUAUCCAAUGGAUAGAGAUUUAUCCACUGGAUAGCGCUAUCCAGCCGUUGAACAACCGAGGCCUUGUGGUAAAUGAUUUAUGGAUAAAAAACCUACGGAUGGAAAGCGUUGCAAGUUAUUUUCAUUGUGAAGAAUCCGGCGCAACUUGUGACACAACUUUGUUAAACAAAAUAACAGGCACAAGAAUUGUCUCGACUGAAGUUAAUGACCAUUUUAAAGAUGAAUGUCAGACGGGGUCGCUGUUCAGCCGAAUUGCACAAUGGAGCUGUUUUGGGGAAACUAUUGCUCUUCUUAUUGGAAACUGGCCAAAAAUUCACUCUCCAAAACAGUCCCAACACGCGUGCCCAAGUCAAAAUGGCUAGCCCACUCGAGUUUGCUGGAGUUUUACUUUGCAGACGCAUACAAACGUUUAUCCCUUUACUAUGAAACUCUCAAAACCCUGAACACCAGAAUUGUUUCUUGAAAGUGAUUGUGUUGAAGGGAAAAAGCCAAUCAGGAGCGGGAAAACUAAUACGAAAGCAGCAAAUGGAGUAUAAGUUUUUCGUUUUUUGGCUUGACGGCAUGUCCUGAUUUUUGUUGUGAUUGGUCAUAACACAAUAAACGUUCGUAAAAUAUUUCAGGUGUUUAUAGUUUUAGCAGUUUAACAAUAGAUCUGUGAUUUACAUGAUAUUUUUCCGUUUACGAACUUAUUUAGUAUGGGCUGAAGAACAUGGAGAUCGAUGGAGUUGGACUUCUGGCCCCGGUUGUUCACACAUUAGAUAGCGCCAUAUACCGGAUAAAUCCCUCUCCAGUGGAUAAGGAUUAGUUAAACCACUUGCGUUUCAGUUCACUGACUAGAGGUUUAUCCAGUGGAUAGCCAGUGUGUCCACCUGGCAAACAAGACUGUUUAUUCGUCACUUAAGAAACGAAAAGGGGACUGGAGCCGAAAUGUGUCCCGCAAUUGUUUGUGGGAUCGUUGCUGGGUGGGGGAGGGGAGGGUCGCCGCGCCGCGCCGAUCAGCUAUUGGCAGAAGUCUUUGCAAAAGCUAACGCGGCCCAGUUUCCUUCUCGUUUUUAAAGUUGCGAAUGGGCCAUUUCGAGGCUGCAUGGGAGACUGGGCCGGUGUUGUGUCGAAUUGCACUAUGGAAAUGUUUCGGGGUUGCUUUUUUUAUUGGCUUAUACAACGUUGCGCGGGAAAGUGGGUCAAAGUUCGUCCCCGAAAACAGUCUCACUGUGCCUUUCGACGCAAAGUAAACUUACACUCGCGCGCGACCUUAAAUUGCCGAUACCCUGCGGGAAGUAUAGGGGAAAAUUCGGCGGGCGGGCGAGAAAGUGAAUGGCGCGCGCAAUUUUCUUCUUUGGCGCGGUUAUAUGGGAAUAGGUAUCAGGACAUGUCUUCAAUGUUGUUCUUAUUCCUUGCAGUUUCAGCUUGUUAGAAUGCUGUCCCCUCUCGAGAUCCAGAAGGCUCGAGAUAUUUUCCACGCUUUUGAUAAAGAUGAGGAUGGCUAUAUUAACUCCCACGAAGUGGCUGUUGGAUUUAACCGUUGGUUUGGAAAUCUGAGAGUAUUCGACAAAGACCGGUAAGUUAAAUCAGUCCUGUAUUCCUUGGUCUUCUUCGCAACUGUUUCCGGGGGGACUCCCAUAUAUAAGUGAUGGGGACACUAGUCGGAAAAUUAAAAUUAAACCCCUAAAGGCUAGUUUUCACGAGCGACGGAGUCGGUGUCGGAGUCGGCGUAAUCAGAAGCGUAGAGCUUAUGAUCUAAUGAAAACCAGAUUGUCGGUGUCGGAAGCAGAAGCAGAAGAACCAAACCAAUCACAAAGCGUGGGAUUGUGUAUUGUGAUUAGUUUAUCCUUCCGCUUCUGCUUCCGAGUCCGACAAUCUGGUUUUCACUAGAUCAUAAGCGGAAGGUAAGCGACGGAGUCGUAAGCGGAGUCGAAAUAGGGAUGGAAACGCCUUGAUUCUUCUGACUCCGAUUCCGGCGCGCUUAUGACUCCGCUUACGACUCCGAUUUUUGCUUUUCACUAGGUCAUAAGUGUUCUUACGACUUCGCUUACGACUGCGACUCCGACUCCGACUCUGUCGUUAGUGAAAACCAGACUGAAGGGAGACCCAUGAAAAUGAGACUAAACUGACCCGAAAACGGACUAAAACGGACACCACUGCAUUUUUUGUUAAGUUCUUCAUGCACAGCCCUAAGCGAUACCUGAAGGGGCAAAUAUAGUGACUUUCUGUCCCAAACACCCUAAGUGAGGCCAAAAUCUGCAACUUACAUCUCUAAGCGAGACAACGAGCAUCCCCGUCAUUUUAUGUGGGAGUGCCCCCAGGAACCGUUUGUAACACACCAUAACACUCUCAAAAGUCACUUGCUCAUACGAAAAAUAUAUUGUGCUUCAGGAGUUCAUCAUUCGGUAAAGGCCUCGAUCCACGGGAUAUUUCUGGACAUGUUGAUCGCCAUACGAGGAUGUUCAUGGAUGCUGACACGGAUAAAAACAGGUACUGGGCUCUGCUUCUCGAAUGUCCCGUCAACCUUACAGACCCGAAGCCAUAUUUUAAAAUCUAAAUCUAAAGCCAAAAGAAAGGAAGCGCCGGCUUUAGUCCGUAACUAGACUUGCAGCAAGUCAACCUGACGAGUUUCAGUUUCACAACAGAGAGCGUGUGGAGCGAGCUUUUUAUAGGACGAAGGACUUUUUCGACACUGUAUCCCCUAACCAGUGCAUUUGUUUCGCAAACUGAUAGUCUUUUUGCUUAACAUUCAAACAUAUUAAAACAUCGGUCUUGAAUGGGAACAAAACAUCGUUCCGGGCCCGGUAAUUCCCGCGGGAUUUUCGGGAAACGGGCCCCUAGAACGUUAGGGUCGCAAUGCAGGGAAAAGGAUACUGUGUCUCCUCGUUGGUUCCAGGAAACAAUAACACAUUGUUUAUCAUUAUUUCCAUUGUUUUACGCUCCGGGUAGCAACCAAUAGAAAGUGAAAUAUUAAAGAAAGAACAAAAGUACACUUUCACAGGUCUUAUCCGUACAACCAUUUUGAGAUUUUGCGUGGGACUGGGUCGGGGUUGUGCCGAAUUGUAAUAUGGGACUGUUUUGACCCAGUUUCCUGUGAAACCUUGNAAAUCUGCAACUUACAUCUCUAAGCGAGACAACGAGCAUCCCCGUCAUUUUAUGUGGGAGUGCCCCCAGGAACCGUUUGUAACACACCAUAACACUCUCAAAAGUCACUUGCUCAUACGAAAAAUAUAUUGUGCUUCAGGAGUUCAUCAUUCGGUAAAGGCCUCGAUCCACGGGAUAUUUCUGGACAUGUUGAUCGCCAUACGAGGAUGUUCAUGGAUGCUGACACGGAUAAAAACAGGUACUGGGCUCUGCUUCUCGAAUGUCCCGUCAACCUUACAGACCCGAAGCCAUAUUUUAAAAUCUAAAUCUAAAGCCAAAAGAAAGGAAGCGCCGGCUUUAGUCCGUAACUAGACUUGCAGCAAGUCAACCUGACGAGUUUCAGUUUCACAACAGAGAGCGUGUGGAGCGAGCUUUUUAUAGGACGAAGGACUUUUUCGACACUGUAUCCCCUAACCAGUGCAUUUGUUUCGCAAACUGAUAGUCUUUUUGCUUAACAUUCAAACAUAUUAAAACAUCGGUCUUGAAUGGGAACAAAACAUCGUUCCGGGCCCGGUAAUUCCCGCGGGAUUUUCGGGAAACGGGCCCCUAGAACGUUAGGGUCGCAAUGCAGGGAAAAGGAUACUGUGUCUCCUCGUUGGUUCCAGGAAACAAUAACACAUUGUUUAUCAUUAUUUCCAUUGUUUUACGCUCCGGGUAGCAACCAAUAGAAAGUGAAAUAUUAAAGAAAGAACAAAAGUACACUUUCACAGGUCUUAUCCGUACAACCAUUUUGAGAUUUUGCGUGGGACUGGGUCGGGGUUGUGCCGAAUUGUAAUAUGGGACUGUUUUGACCCAGUUUCCUGUGAAACCUUGUAACAGCCAAUUCCGGCAAUGAAAGAAGUGAUAGCGUCCCCGAAACAUUCCCAUGGUGCAGUUCGUCACCACACUGACGCUGUGUCCAUCUCUGCCUAAAAACUGGCUUAUAAUCUCCAAUGAUCACUUAGAAUUAUUUUGGUUUACUGAUCUCCGUACGUUUUUAAUUGCUUCUCCUUUCGUCGACCAUAGCAACAUAGCUUGCGAACGCAAACGUAUUUCCAGAAGCAACGACCGGAAAUACGUCUGCGUUCGUAAGACAGCUAGUAAAGCUCAAUGACUGCGUAGCAGGCGCCGGUCUUUGUUUUUUUUACAGAGCGCGCGAGGGGAACACGCAAUAGGGAAAGGAGCCACCACUCCUUUCCUCCCUUUUCGCGCCUGCGCGUUCUCGAGAUUUCUCGAGAAAAAAACCCGGCGCCUGAUACGCAGGCUAUUUUAACGGCUUGUCUGUAUUAUUGCAGAUUGGUGUCAUGGGACGAAUAUUUGAGAGAGCAGGCUCUGUAUAUUUUAGCUGCAAGACCAAAUUGA